This is a messenger RNA of Doryrhamphus excisus (bluestripe pipefish), 1082 nucleotides long. RefSeq names its product transmembrane protein 11 (gene tmem11). Gene Ontology annotation, cellular component: mitochondrial inner membrane. The record is from RefSeq and is a predicted model, not a curated record. Gene Ontology annotation, biological process: inner mitochondrial membrane organization. NCBI's taxonomy places the organism in Eukaryota, Metazoa, Chordata, Actinopteri, Syngnathiformes, Syngnathidae.
CGUAUUCGAGCUGCGUUACACUCCCCGAGUCUCCCUGAUGAACUACAUUACCCAGAAAGCCGUGUCCCGCCGUGCGUCAGUUGCCAUCACGGUUGUAUCUCCAACAUGGCGUCGCUGGGAAGGAGGCGCGGUGUCCCAGUAAGCAGGGAGAGGGGAGUGAUGGCGGCGACAGACUGCUACAUUGUUCAUGAGAUCUACAACGGGGAGAACGCUCAGGACCAGUUUGAGUACGAGCUGGAGCAAGCACUGGAGGCCCAGUAUAAAUACAUUGUCAUCGAGCCCACGCGCAUCGGCGACGAGACGGCCCGGUGGAUUACGGUGGGCAACUGCCUGCACAAGACGGCCGUGUUGUCGGGAGCCGCUUGCCUCCUGACGCCGCUUUCACUGCCUCCAGAAUACUCGCGUUACGUGGCACUGCCCGCCGGCGCCCUCAGCGUGGCCUGCGCCGCCCUCUAUGGGAUUUCGUGGCAGUUUGACCCCUGCUGCAAGUACCAGGUGGAAUACGACAGCCAAAAACUCUCGCGGCUGCCUCUGCACACGCUCACCUCCUCCACGCCUGUGGUCUUGGUACGCAGGGAUGAUGUCCACAGAAAGAGACUUCAUAACACGAUAGCACUGGCCGCGCUGGUAUACUGCGCCAAGAAGAUCUACGAACUCUACGCCGUAUGAGUGCACUCUGAAGACGAUUUAAAAACAACAACGCCUAUCCACACCCUCGUGUAAGAAAAGUGGAAGGUCACAAUCAGGCUCCACACUUGUGGUGGGUGCUCCCAUCUUGAACUUUGAUCAGAGGGAUAUAGUUUAAAACUAGAAGGAAAUUUUCUUUCUCCCCGUUACCAUGUUUCCUUUACGUUUCAGUGACGACCACGGCACACGUUAUCUCCGUAGUACCCCUGCGCCUCCUUCCCUACAGACUCCACUUGCAUUCUUGGCACAUGAGAAGUUAGUGUACAGGGUCCAGCACUGGUUCAGAUGGACAGAUGUGAUUUGAGCUUUACCUUUUCCCUCGUCGUUUUACUGUAAUCCCUGACUUGCUGAUCAAUAUUCACCCUUUCAUUAAACAUUAGGAUAUUUGAAACUCA